ACGGCCCCGGCGCACCUCAACGCGGCGGCGCCACACUACAAAAAAAAAAAAAAAUCCACCACCACUCCUAGCUUCCGCUGCGCACUGCUACUCCGAGGCUGCGAGGCACAAGCGCAGAGCAAACCCUCGGCUAGCUAGCUCGCCAGCCAGUGACAAAGAGUGCUCGCGCCGCCGCAGCUGAGCUGAGAAGCUAGGGACUAGGGAGCUAGGGGAUCGGCCGGCUCGGCUCGGUGUGGUGCUGCCCAUGGCCGGCGCCGCCGGCGACGGUACGGAAGGGGUCGGCGGCGAGUGGCCCUUCGCUGGCGCCGACGCCUUCGCGGAGUACUCGUCGUCCGUCUUCGCGGAGCUUGGCUGGCCGGGCGGCCUGGCCGCGGGCGCCGGGGAGCUGCCGGUGCUGGAUCUGCCCGAGGCGGCGGCGCCGCCUGCGGAGGCGACGCGGCUGGAGGAGGUCGUAGCGCCAGCCAGGUCAGGGGACGCCGCCGCUUCGUCGAGCUCAAGCGGGGACGGGGACGGCGCCGCGCCGGGGAGCUACGACGGGAAGCCAGCCGCCGAGCCAGCGAGUACGAAGCCGGCGGCGGCGAAGAAGGGGCUGAAGCGGGCGCGGCAGCCGCGGUUCGCGUUCAUGACCAAAAGCGAGAUCGAUCACCUAGAGGACGGCUACAGAUGGAGGAAGUACGGUCAGAAAGCUGUCAAGAACAGUCCUUUCCCAAGGAGCUACUACAGAUGCACCAACAGCAAAUGCACCGUGAAGAAGCGCGUGGAGCGUUCCUCGGCCGACCCCUCCGUGGUGAUCACCACCUACGAGAGCCAGCACUGCCACCACAUCGGCUCGUUCCAGCGCGGCGGCGCAGUAGGCGCCGCCGCGGCCCACAUCCAUCGCAGCGCGGCGGCCGUCGCGCUUGCGGAGCAGAUGUCGCCGUUCAUUCCCCCGCAGCAGCUGUACGCCUUGCCGCGGUUGCACCCACAGAGCUCGCCGUCCUCGGAGACCGUCGUUAGCCCGGCGUCCACAUCGAUAUCUUUGCAGCAGCUGAACGGCAGCGGCGACGAGCAGCGGCGGACAAGCUUCAGCCCGAGGGUGUCAUCCCCGGCGCGGUCGCCGACGACGCCGUCACCGGCCAUCGCAGUUGAGAAGGCCGGCGGGCUGCUGGACGAUAUGGUGCCUCAUGGAGUAAGGCAUGGAUGAUGGCAAAAUGGUAAAGAAACUGAGGAGUACGUCGUAGGAGCAAUUGGCACUUCAGCCAUACGUGGUGCAACAAAUAUAUAUGAAUGUGGGUCUGCUUGCUAGUACACAUGUGAUUGAGUGAUGACUCGGUUGAGGGAUUAGAAUUUUUUUCAGUGACAUGAUAGUCGGAGUUAAAUUUUUGUCUUAGGAAAUAGUUGGAUAACCUUUUUUUCUAUUCCAUCUCCAGCGUCCGUUUUGACUAACUAGUUCUUUUACAUAUUGUUCAUGGUGUAGUAGGGGAAAAUGCGGUUGAUAAAUAGGUGAAUGUGCCAUAUAUAUAUAUAUCCCUUUUGGCAUAUAUGCUUUGCCAUCAUCUACAGAAAUCCAUAUAAACACUCAUAUAUAGUAUAUCGGAUCGGAAGGAAAGACGUGUGUGUGUAUGUGUGUACAUGUGCGUUCAUACUUGUGCACCAGCAAGACCAUUAUUCCCAUCUUUUUAAUCAAGGAUAUAGAGUGACUUGACCUGUGUGGAGUCUGACCUAAUUCAAGUCCACACACACAUCUG
Messenger RNA from Panicum virgatum (switchgrass), 1727 nucleotides. Its product is annotated as probable WRKY transcription factor 57. Gene Ontology annotation, molecular function: DNA-binding transcription factor activity; sequence-specific DNA binding. Bases 245 to 1183 code for a protein of 312 amino acids. Gene Ontology annotation, biological process: regulation of DNA-templated transcription. The record is from RefSeq and is a predicted model, not a curated record. Lineage: Eukaryota; Viridiplantae; Streptophyta; Magnoliopsida; Poales; Poaceae. The transcript has 4 exons.